AUGCUGCUCUUCCAGGCUCUUCAGCGCCUCAGCCAGUCCCAGGGCUCAGAAGCUCAUUUGCGGCUCAUCCGUAGCAACCGGCCAAGUUCUGAAGGUCGAGCUUCACUGGGCCGACGAGAGAGGCCUUGGGCUGCGAAUUCCAGCCCUAUUUUUACUGUCGCCUCGCAGAAAGACCAAGCGAGAGAGGGCAUUCCGGUGCGCAUGCAAGUCGAAGCAAGCGAUGGACUUUUGUCGACUUGCAUGGCAUGGCCUCUCGGAAUCGCCGAUAUUAUAGUCGCCGGGCACAUUAUCCAGCCUGCCGUCAUUCUAAUCCUUACCCGCAUCCUACACCUUGCAUCUGCCAGCGAUCCCCCAGUCUGGCAUCUUCGCCAAGGACGCCUUCAACCGACAGCUGCGUACAUCGGCAACGACAUUGCAUCUGCGACAUUUGGACAUCUGAUUCGUACCUCAUUCGUCGAAGCCGGUAUUCGACGAGAAGCUCCGUUGCGUCCUACACUUUCGACCACGAUCUCCUCGCAAGCUCAAGCGUCUCAUCAGCCUCAGUGGCCCCCUUCACAACCCGAGUCGUCGAGUUCACUCGCGCAGCAGCCCAUCUCCCAUCCUCAGCCAGCUCCCAUCGCCUGGAACACUGGUCAACUUCCCUCCGUCUUUGAGGAGACCGAUCUGGUCGAGUCGGCGUCCUCCUCCGCCACCGGGUCACGCCAGGGUACCGAAUCCAGCACCGCGUCACCCCUGCUUCUCAACGACGGCUUCUUGCUCUCGCAGUCUCGCCGACGCUUCACCAACCCAAAUCCAGACGCCGGCCACAUCAACCGUCCCACCCAGCGUCUCAGCUUUGGUGCGUUGCCAUCUCCUCACCUGGCACCGGACAACUUCCACCACUUCUCCACCGCUGGGCUCGCCGUUCCUGAUCGCGGAGACGCACUUCGGCGGCCCCGUUCCCCCGUAGUCCUGGACGCCCUUCGCAUCAUGAACGCUGCCCAAGCCCAAGGGCAACACGUCUCCCAGCAGCCACGCUUCGACAUGCCCUUGAACGUGUCUGCAGGUAUGCAGCCUUUCCAGUACCCGACCCAGGGACAGCAGCAGCAAGAGCAGCAGCAGCAACAGCAUCAGCAGCAGCAACAGCAACAAGAAUUGCUUCACCAGCAGCAGCAACAACAACAGCAGCAGCAGCAGCAGCAGCAAAGCGCCCAGUCUACGCUCCCUUCGCCAGUUUCAGCGCAUCCGACGGACUCAAAGCUGCCCUUGCUCUACGCCCAGUCCCAGAAUCCCGGCGCAAUGGCCCAGCAGGCGUCUCAGAACGAAGCGAUGCAGCUGAACCAUGUCGGACAGGAGCAGCAGCACUCUGCAUCCACGGCGGAAAGUGCGGUCUCGGGUCAGCAGCAACAGCAGCCGCAGACGCCCUCCACACCGCAGCAGGCGCAACCACCCCAAGCUCAACAGUCGUACUCGACCAUGCCUUCCCCAAUGCAGCAGCAAGUAGAGGCGCAACACAUGCAAAUGCCGGAACAGCUCUUGCAGCCCAUGCAUCUGAGUUCUCACCACACCCCACAAUCCGCGCAGCUGCAGCAGUCUCAAUUGUCCAACGCUCAGCAGGCCACCCCGGAUGCCGCGAUGCCGAUGCACUUGGCUCAACCAGGACAUGCAGCGCAGCCCGCGCAAGCGAUGCCGCAGGGCACACCUGUCUCGAGUGCUGCAGGCUUUGGCGGUGCGAUUCAAAGACCCUCGAUGUCCUCUCAUCAACGCUCCCUGUCGCUGGGCUUGCAUCUGCAUCAACUCGGAUCUCAGCCAAUGCCUCAGCAGUCCAUGCCGGCCUCGGCCGAGUCUUUGCAAUCACUCGGAUGGCCCGCUGCUCCCCCGCAGAACGAGAUGCUCAUGUCCAGCGCACCGAUGCAGCCUGCGGAACGCUUCAAUCCGGGUCAUCAGCGAGCCGCAUCGCACAGCAUGGGUCCAAAUUCCGCCAUCACCAUGCAGACGCUCGCCAUGAACAUGAGUCCCAUGUCGGUCGCACCGAUGGCCUCUCAGGCGCAGACACCGGCCAGCUCGCAAGCCCAGGCGCAGGCUCAGGCUCAUGCGCAAGCCCAAAUGCAAGCACACGCGCAGCUGCAAGCACACGCACAGGCUCAAGCACAGGCACAAGCACAGGCACAAGCACAGGCACAAGCACAAGCACAGGCGCAGGCUCAGGCUCACGCGCAUGCUCAGAUGCAAGCCCAUGCACAGGCGCAGGCUCAGGCUCAGGCCCAAGCCCAAGCACAGGCGCAAGCCCAAGCACAGGCGCAAGCCCAAGCCCAAGCCCAAGCCCAAGCCCAGGCGCAGAUGCAAGCGCAUCUCCAAGCACAGAGCCAGCAGGCACAGGCUGAAGCGCAGGCUGCAGCUGCUCGUGCAGCAUCAGGGCCCGCGAGCCAGAUGACGCAGGAACACGUCGACUACAUCGACCAGAUUGCGAAGCUGCUCGAUGAUGUCGUUCUUCAAGCAAACGCGGCUCGUGAAUCGUUCCACAACGGAGAUGGCAUGCUGAGCAAUCGCUGCCUCGGAGACCUUCAAAAGGACCUGCAGCAUAUUCACCACCUCUCGCACCAAAAGCUGCCCAACACCGCUGCGGUGCCCGUCUCGGCAGUUCCGCAGUCCUCGGAAGGCUCGACGCAAGGCGGCUUCCCUGCGCAACCCAUGCAAGCCUCUCACCCGCCUCAACCCACUCAGCCAGGUCCUAUGCCCCUCUUGUCGCUGGAGCAGGGACUUGCACAAUCACAGCAGCAGCAACAACAGCCCACGCAGCAGCAGCAACAGCAGCAGCAGAGGCACCGAUCGCACAGUCAGCAGCAGCAUGACGCGUCCGUGCCUAACAACUUGACCCUCAGCCAAAUGCAGGAUCUUGGCUCGACGCAGCAGCAGCAACAGCAGCAGCACCAGCAGCAAACGGUGGACAUGAGCGACUACAGUCAAAGUGGACAGGUCAGUCCUGUGGUUCGCAAGAGACCGGUUCAGUCCGACAGCGACUUGGCCGAACAGCCAUCAAAGUCGCAUCGCUCGGAAAAUGCUACGCCAGUGCAGCCACCUGCAGCCCCACCCUCGGCACCUCCGACAGUUUCCGGCGCGUCUAUGACUCUGUCGCAGGCCCAAGUCCCCAUGCCUGCCCAGAGUGCUCCGCCGGCCCAGAUGGCAAACGGCAUGCCCGGCGGCGUAUCGCAUGCCUUGCUCGCCAAUGUGACGUCUCUGCCCAACGGAACGCAGUCGCUCAACGCAUCGCCCACAACGCCGCAAAACGGCUUCGAGUUCUCUCAGGCACAGGCACUGCCAGGCAAUGCAGUUGCACAGUCCAUGCCCUCCAGCCCGUCUUUGCACCAGCACCGACAUGCGCGCGGAGGCUCGCUGCAGGACGCCAUGACGAUGUCCGCUCCCAUCGCGCAGAGCCUGGGCAACUCUGAGGUCCAACAUUUCGGAGAACGCUCGCAGUCCAAAAUCUCACGCAGCGCACUGCAGAUGUCGGCCAUUUCCAGCUCCAACACCUCUUAUAACCAGUCGGCCGUCGACUCGGGGCCUUCGUCGCCCGACGACUCGUUCAGCAAUGGCGAGGAGAGUGGUGACGAAGGCAACCCGGCCGACGAGACCGGGCAACAGCGCCGCCUAACCAAGCACCGUCGUCACCGCAGCAGUGGCUUCUUUUCGAGCGGCGCGUCAUUCGAUUUCGGGGCGCCCGAAGAGAACGGAGGCGGAGACUCCUCUGCAGCCAACGGGGACAAGAAUGCGCCAACCACGGCCCUCUCUCCCGAGCUGCGCAGCAAGCUGGAGUCGAUCUUCCACAAGUUCCUCACGGCCGUAUGCUCGGACCUGGAGAUCACCGACGACAGGGGCGAGCUUCUGCACCAGACGCUGAUGCCGAAGAAGAUGGCCAGGCUGGAUGAGUCGCCCGACUUUCGUCCGUUCAAGUUCCGUAUCCAGGCCUUCACCAAUGCCUUCCAGGCAGAGGUGUACCGCAAUGGCAUCAGCGAGUCCGAUUGCUCGAUCAAGAAGAUCAAGCAGUUCCUCUGGACGCAGCCCUAUAUCUCGCGCUUCAACGAGGACGGCAAGAAGGCCAAGUCCAAGGGCAACCACAUCUGGAUCGUCGAGGCCAAGAAGAUCCCCGAGGGUGGAUGGGAAUUCCGCGAGUUCACCCGCAAGAUCGCUGGCGCCCCCGAAAAGAUCGCAUACGUGGGCCUCAAGUGGACCUGGCCUCUCAAGGUGUGGGAUCCUCAAGCAUCGUCGACGAGCAUCAAGGCGGUCUUCUCGUGCAACCAGGUACCUUCUUGGAUCCAAUGGGAGGAGAACAACAGAGUCCUCUCCGGAACACCGACGGCGGGCAGCGAAAGCGGCGAGGUGAGCGUCACCGCUCACUAUGUCAAUGGAGGCCAGCUUCACCAGCUCCAGCAUUCGUUCUACCUGCAAGUUGCCUCGAUCGCCGCCGACGAGCUGCAGGCCAAUGAUGGAGGCCCAGCCGCCAGCACCGGUGCCCUCGCGGCCGAGCAUGCAUCCGGCAUCAACUCGGCUCCUUCCGAACCGAGCAUGGACGUCAUGACGGGCAGUAUGCCUCCGGCCCAUGGCGUUGCACCGAUGCUUCCGCAACCGAUACAUCCUGGCUUGCCCCCGCCCGGCCACGCGUUCAUCAACGGGCAGCCGCCGGCCAACUUUCCAAGCGAAUCGAUCAACCACCAGAUCGUGGAGCCUUCGAAGGUGCCUGCCGUGUUGAACGCGAUCGCGUUCCCCUUCACGCCUCCCGUGCACGCCGAUACGCGUCCGCAGUACUUCCAGUCGCUUGUCAACGAGGCUGCGAUGCUCACGCCGCAGCUUUCGGACGUACCCGGCGCCAACGCUGAGGCCGGUCGAUCGAACUCUCAGUUGUCCUCUGCCUUGGCGUCGCCGAUGCCGCCGCAACUGAACCACAGCCCAUUCCCGGCUGGUGCGGGUGAGCAGCUGCUCGGUGCGCCGGCGCUGCAGGCUCCAGCCUCGUCGCAGGCACUCCAGCAGCAGCUGCAGUCGGGCUUGUCGAUGCCGCCGCAGUCCGCACCCUUGGCUGCGUCGCAUCUCGAAUCGCAGCCGCCCAACGGCAAGGCGUCGAGCGAGGAGAUCCAGGUGCACCAGGUGCGCAGUCUGAUUGAACGCAAGCAGCAGGCGCAGGCGGCCAACUUUAUGCUGUCGAUCCCGUCGCGCAAAGCGGCCAUCGCCGCCGAUGCGGCGCGGCCAACGUCGGGGCAGACAACGCCCAUGUCUUCGAUGCCUUCGGACAUGGUAGCGCAGCUGCCAGCGCUGAGCUCGAUGCCUGCGAACGAGUCGAUGUCGAGCGGACUGGCGCCGAACGCGACCAACGGUGAAGCGACCCUCUCUCCCGCCCUCAACGUGGGUUUCGACGCUCUCGGCGAGGCUGGCAUGCAGCUUGGACUGCAGAAUGAGCAGGCAGCUCAGAUGCAGUCGGGCCAGCAGCACGGCGGAAACCACGCUUGA
Messenger RNA from Moesziomyces antarcticus, 5478 nucleotides. RefSeq lists its product as uncharacterized. The record is from RefSeq and is a predicted model, not a curated record. Gene Ontology annotation, cellular component: membrane. NCBI's taxonomy places the organism in Eukaryota, Fungi, Basidiomycota, Ustilaginomycetes, Ustilaginales, Ustilaginaceae. The transcript is spliced from 4 exons. Gene Ontology annotation, molecular function: calcium ion binding. Bases 1 to 5478 code for a protein of 1825 amino acids.